CCACAUUUGGUUCGUCGGACUGUUUAGGAUUUGAGUUUGACAGUUUUGGAAACAAAGCUGAAUUUUAAUUUUGUAAACACGACAAUUUUAUUUAUUUGAAUGACAAGAUAGGCGAUAAAAUGGCAUUCCCGAUUCAUCACGUAAUGCAAACUGAAGAGGAGGUGGAACCACUCGACCAAAUUGACCAGGCUGCCUCUGAUCGAAUAUUAGAAUUAUUCGCCACUUCGUAUCCUGAGUUGACCCGUGCUCAAGUUCUGAUGCUGGAGAGGUCAAACGAAACGCAAACAAACGUUUUUUAUUGUGCACGACUCCAGGUUGUUUUAGACUGGAAGGAGAUCACAUUGAUGUGGAAUUUCCACACUGUUUUAUACAUUACAACACUGAGGUGCAUGUGGUGUUGGAAAUAUCGCGUGUUCAGAACAAUGAUGAGAACGAAGAAGAAAAUGAAAACCACCCCUGCCGACAUGUACAGUUCCAAGUUCAUGUGGAUAAUGAGGAGUGAUGCAAAGACGAGGAAGUAUCUACAAAAACUAUGGUUUCAGCACAAACAGGGAUAUUCGCCGAAUGUUCCUUCAGUCGUCACAGAGAGUUGGAUUUUUACUACUUACCAGGAAGCGGUAGAGAAAAUAUCUUGUCUUCAGUUCUGCCAUAUCCUCAAGGCUUUGAAUGACACGACCUACCAAUACAUAUCAGACCGUGUCGUACUUCCCGUUAAUCUGCAACUGGAACCACUACUCCACUCUCUGGGCAUCACAAUUACCCUACAAGGAUCCGUGUCAGAUGAAGACCUCGAGUCAAUUGGUCUUUCUGACUUAUUUGGUGUCCCAUUUAAUGAAGAGUCCUUCAAAGAGUCAAAGAUUGUCCUAUAUCGGGAAUCGAACAAUCAUUUCGAAUACAGAGGAGUCACCACCGAUUGGAGUAAAAAACACUUUUCUGAUAAGGCCGCAGGGAAAACUCUUAUUUGUGUAUGUAAGGAGAGGGGUCACAAGUUUACAUUUGAACCACGUCGUAUAUUGACUGACAAGGAUGACAUGGAAAAAGCAGAGUGUAUGACGAUUCUAGGAUCAGCAAUAGUUAGUUAUUUGCACGCACCACGACCAGAUACUCGACAAGACUUUGUUAAUGUUAAUUGUAGAUUAGACACGAAGUUUUUAGUAAAUAGACGACGUAUUAUUAGUGAUAUGCACAAUGUUCCUCUACAAAGUUAUGAGAAUCCUGAGGAGCAUGCUGAGGAUUAUAGUUAUGAUGAUGAGGCAGCUUUUUAUGAUGCAUAAUAUUUAACUGAUCUUGAGUUAUUAAUGCAGUGGAUUGCUCAUGAGUACCGUAUUAAGGUUAUUAUUACUGUUAAACCGGAGGAAGUGGAUGAGCAAUAGUAGUUGUAGAAAGCGCAUUGAGCCUAUGUUUGUAUGAUUAAUAAAUUGAUACGUCUGACUAGUUAAA
Folsomia candida is the source of this 1440-nucleotide messenger RNA. RefSeq lists its product as uncharacterized. The record is from RefSeq and is a predicted model, not a curated record. NCBI's taxonomy places the organism in Eukaryota, Metazoa, Arthropoda, Collembola, Entomobryomorpha, Isotomidae. The coding region runs from base 120 to 1274 and encodes 384 amino acids. The transcript has 4 exons.